Molecule: messenger RNA, 1824 nt
Organism: Melitaea cinxia (Glanville fritillary)
Lineage: Eukaryota; Metazoa; Arthropoda; Insecta; Lepidoptera; Nymphalidae
Product: glucose dehydrogenase [FAD, quinone]-like
Exons: 4
Coding region: 1-1824 (607 amino acids)
Molecular function (GO): flavin adenine dinucleotide binding; ecdysone oxidase activity
Source: RefSeq, a predicted model, not a curated record
AUGAACAAUGGCAACACUAAUUGUUCUACUACAACAGGAGUUGCACCUCAAAUAUUUGCGUCAGCAAUUCAUUUCAUAGCUGCAACACAAUGUUUCAUGCCAGAAAAUUCAUUUCCGUACUAUGGAGAUAACGACACCUAUGAUUUCAUCAUCGUUGGUGGAGGUUCAGCUGGAAGCGUAGUUGCAAACCGACUCAGUGAAAACAAAGCUUGGAAAAUAUUACUUCUUGAAGCAGGGCCCGAGCCUCCAAUCGAAUCUGAUAUACCGUCCAUGACCCCAACUCUUUUCCAAUCUAAAUAUAGUUGGCAAUAUUUUACUCAGAAUGAUGGAAUACGGCAUCAAGCAUUUAAAACUGGUUCUGUGUUUUGGCCACGCGGUAAAAUGUUAGGAGGAAGUAGUUCAAUGAAUGGAAUGAUCUAUAUCAGAGGUAGAAAUCGUGACUUUCAAAAAUGGAAAGAUGAUGGUAAUCCAAGUUGGUCUCCACAAAAUGUUAACUUUUAUUUUAAAAAAGCAGAAAGUUUUCAAAACUACAAGCUACUGCAGAAUCCUUAUGUAAGAAAUACAUAUGGAAUUCACGGUCCACAAGUUAUUAACUCAUUCAACCUUACAUACAGGGAUACUACCUCUCACGUUUUAGAAUCUUGGGAUUUUAUGGGCUUUAAACGCGUAAAUGACAUUAACGCAGCAACAUUUAAAGGAUUAGGUAUAUGCGGUAUUUUUGCUGCAACGGCUGCAAAUGGUCAACGAUAUAGCACAUACAAAUCAUAUUUAGAAUCAAUAAAGAAUAGAGAAAAUUUAAAAAUUGUUACGAAUGCCUUCGUAACAAAAAUUUUAAUAAAUGAUGAUAAAAAGUCAUAUGGAGUCCAAGCGAAUAUUUUAGGGGAACCAAAAACUUUUUAUGCAAAAAAAGAAAUUAUAAUCAGCACAGGAACGAUAAAUACUCCACAGUUGUUAAUGUUAUCUGGAAUUGGACCUAAAGACCAUUUAACAUCUAUGAACAUUUCCUGUAAGGUCAAUCUACCAGGAGUAGGUAAAAAUUUACAUGAUCACAUCAGUGUUCCUAUUCUUAUAUACGGCGAUGAGCCUGGGGAAGAGAAUCAAGCAGAGCGAUUAUUUGAAGUCUUACAGUACAUGUAUAACAAAACUGGAUAUCUUGGGCAAAAUAAUUUUAGCGAUAUCACGGUAUUAUUUUCACGUAAUCAAAGUGUAGGAUAUCCGGAAUUCCAAAGUCUUUUACACAUUUUCGGAAAAAAAUCGCAAUCGAUCCAACAUCUUUUUGCAAUGUAUGAAGACUAUAUACGAAAUUCUUUUAUAAAACCAAAUCUAAAUAAAUCUCUAUAUUCGUUUGAAUUCCAUCUCUUACAUCCAAUUUCGAGGGGUUCAAUAUAUUUAAAAUCAUCAGAUCCCUACGAUUACCCAAUAAUUAAUGCUAAUUAUUUUGGUGAAGGCAAAGAUUUACAAGACACAAUCGACGGUAUAAAAAUGCUCACGAAGGUAGUAAAAACUCCAUAUUUUAAAUCUAUAAAUGCCUUUGUUCAUAGAGUAAAUAUAUCUGCCUGUAAUAAAUAUGUUUUUGAGAGCGAUUCGUACUGGAAAUGCUACGUUAUUAACACGAGUGCGACAGUAUACCAUCCGGUCGGUACAGCGAAAAUGGGGCCUAAUCCAAAAGAUUCGGUUGUAAACGACUCCUUGAAAGUCCACGGAGUAAAAGGAUUACGAGUUGUAGAUGCUAGUAUAAUGCCUACGAUUACUAGUGGAAAUACGAAUGCUCCAACGAUUAUGAUUGGUGAAAUGGGCUCCGAUAUGAUUAAAUUUGACCAUUAG